GGGUGGAGCUCGUUGUGACAUGGGCCCGCCCAGCUAAUCUCUGGAUCAGCGCAUGUGCUUGGCAUUGUCAGAGCAGAGAUUAUCGAGUUCAGGUUUGACUGGUCUACCAAAUUCUGUUGUGUGAAGAAAGGUGAAGGAUGUCUGAAGGGCAAAAUGAUAGAAAACGUUCAAGUGAAGAUGGCUACCAAGGUGAUAGUGUCCAUGGUGACUUGAAGAAACCCCGUACUGAGAAACCACCUGCAACACUCAGACUUCUCGUAAGAAACAGAGACGCAGGAGGAAUCAUUGGGAAGGGUGGAGACACCAUCAAGAGGCUGCGUAGGGAGUUUGAUUGUCAUGUGAUGUUACCUGACACAUCAGGGUCGCCCGAGCGGGUGCUCACUGUCAUGGGUGAGAUUGAACACUGUGUGAGUGUCCUCGGAGAAGUUCUCAAGAUACUGCCAGAACAGGAGGGCUCUCGUAGUAGUGAGAGAGAGACACAGAUACUCAUUCCCCAGCCAUUCAUGGGUACUCUUAUUGGCACGGGGGGCUCCAAGAUCAACGAGCUGCGGAGGAGAGUGACUGCCACCAUCAAGAUAUUCUCAGAGCCUAUGCCAGGAUCCAAUGAGCGCAGUAUUCAAGUGACGGGGGAGGUGGAUCAAGUGUGCGAGUGUGCUCGCUCAUUCCUGGAUGACAUCAGUAAGUUGUACGAUCUGCAGAAGGAGUCUCGAGAGCCUAUUUACCUGUAUGAGCCGGGUGCUGGGGGAGACUUCCAAUCACCGGCAUUCUUCAAUGACUUCAGAGGUGGUCGUGGCGGGCCAAGAGGCAGGGGAGGGUUCAGGGGUCGAGGACGAGGAUUUGCUCCGAGAGGUCGCGGAGGACCACCACCCUUCAACCCACCACCACCUGCGUUCAAACCUCCUGGCCCUGGUCCUACAAUGGGUGGCCCUCGUCCUGCAAUGGGUGGUGGUCCUGGUCCUGCAAUGGGUGGGCCUCGUCCUGUAAUGGGUGGUCCUGGUCCUGCCAUGGGUGGCCCUGGUCCUGUUAUGGGUGGCCCUGGUCCUGCAAUGGGUGGCCCCGGUUCUGCAAUUGGUGGCCCUGGUCCUGGUGUACCCCGGUCUCAGUACAACAACGCACCUCCUACAAUGCCUAACCCCACACCACGUGCCGCUCCAUUGGUUCCACAACAAGUUCCUCCGACUAUGCCUCCCCCCAAUUCUGUAGGGUACCCCCCGAGGGUGGGCUAUGGUGCUCCUACUAGCACCUAUCCACCACAGUCAAACCCCCCACCUGUGCCACAGCAACCACACAGAUAUGCCCCCCAAGUGCAUCCAAACGCACCUGUUCAUCAGUUUACAGCCCCUCCCCCAUCACACAUGGCCACCCCCCCUGUUCCCCUCGUGCAGCAGUCUUCUCAGCAGGUCACCAUUCCCUUGGAGUUCACUGAUGCAAUUCUUGGUCCUAAUGGCUCUCGACUAGCUGGUAUAAAGGCCCAGUCCUCAUGUGAGAUCACACUCAAUCCUCCCACUCCUGGUACCAGUGAGAGGAUAAUCAGCAUAAUGGGCUCCAGUCAGGGAAUUCAGAUAGCCCAGCAACUCAUGCAGAACAGCGUUCGCCAGUACCACCCCAAUGUGUGAGCAAGUCUUCCUUAUUCUAACACUGAUGCAACAUUUUGCUUCUGAACUUUGAGCGAAAACAUUCUCUACUGAAUCACAUUCCUUAAAUUAGCCUCUCCCUUUGAUUGACAUUGUACCCUGUGUAAUUAUAUUUAUAGAUAAAAAGUGUUUGCCAAUUA
Halichondria panicea is the source of this 1774-nucleotide messenger RNA. Its product is annotated as far upstream element-binding protein 2-like. Gene Ontology annotation, molecular function: mRNA binding. Gene Ontology annotation, cellular component: cytoplasm; nucleus. The transcript has 14 exons. Bases 138 to 1616 code for a protein of 492 amino acids. The record is from RefSeq and is a predicted model, not a curated record. Lineage: Eukaryota; Metazoa; Porifera; Demospongiae; Suberitida; Halichondriidae. Gene Ontology annotation, biological process: regulation of mRNA splicing, via spliceosome; regulation of transcription by RNA polymerase II.